GAGAGAAAAAGGAUAUACUGGAGCGAAACGGAAAACCCUAGCCUGUUCUUAAACCCAAAAGUUGUAAAAGAGAACCAACAUCCUCGCUUGGUCCUGGUACCGACGCAAAGCAACAUACAAGUUAAAUCACAAACAUGGUUUGGUUUCAAUGCGAAGAUUGUGGAGACAACCUCAAAAAACCCAAGUUGUCGAGUCACUUUCGGACUUGCUCCGCUUACAAAUUGUCGUGCAUUGACUGUGGGGAAAUAUUUGGGCGUGACACCGUUCAGGAUCACACACAGUGCAUUACAGAAGCUGAAAAGUAUGGUCCAAAAGGCCAAGGCAAAACUCUGAGUGCUGCAACUGCCACGCCUAACAAGGAUAACAAACAGAGGCCUGAAGUUGAUAUUAAUGUGGGUUUAUCUGAGCGGCCUCCUUGGUUCUGUAGUCUUUGCAAUACAACAACUACAAGUAAGCAAACACUUCUUCUCCAUGCUGACGGAAAGAAGCACAGGGCAAAGGCGAGAGCAUUCCAUGCUUCAAAGCAGCAACCAAUCCAGGCAGAUAAAUCUGCUACCGAUGAUGCUAAGACUGUUGUGGAGACUGGUCCUAAUGACAAGGUGAGAGAUGACAGUAAUGUAGAGGUGCCAAAAUUGAAGGAGUCUUCUACACAAAAUGACUCCAAACAAGGGAAUGGAACUUCUUCAGCAAAGAAAAAGAGGAAACUUGAAGCAUUGGGGGAUGGGAAAUCUGUUGACCUUGUUAAAAAAAACAGGAAUGACACUUCGGUUGACAUGGGAAAUGGAGAAGUAAUUCAGGGUGAAAAAGCAACAGGAAAGAGCAAUUUGAAGAAAGAAGGGAUGUUAGAACCUUGCUGUACAAUUGCUGUCAAAAAUAAAAUAAAAUGGAAGAAAUUUAUCAAAUCAGCCUUGAAAUCACAUCCUGAUGGAAUUUUGAAGAUGAAGAAACUUAGAAAAGUUGUUCUCAAAGCACUGCAAGAAUCUGGCAUUGCAGUGGAUGAAGCUGAAUUGAGCAAGGCGCUUGAGCAGAAGAUCAAUUCCAGCUCCAGAUUUACAGUCGAGAACAAGUACGUGCGAUUGGUGGCUAAAAACUGACCGAUCCAGUUAGGGUUCUUAUGACUAGGAGUCCUGCAAUUUUUCCUAAUUGUCUUGCUGCUUGGUAGACAUUCAUUCAUGAAAAGAUCCAUAUAGAAAAAUUUUGGGAACGAAUACAUUGUUGUUGCUUUAUGCAAAUAUUCAAUUAUUAUUUUGUCUAAAAUCCAAAAGAAGGGCUGAGAGAUUUUUUUGGUUUGUUGAAUUACAAGCAAUUAAUUGUAGAA
Molecule: messenger RNA, 1318 nt
Organism: Vigna angularis (adzuki bean)
Lineage: Eukaryota; Viridiplantae; Streptophyta; Magnoliopsida; Fabales; Fabaceae
Product: UBP1-associated proteins 1C
Exons: 6
Coding region: 135-1094 (319 amino acids)
Biological process (GO): rRNA processing; negative regulation of transcription by RNA polymerase II
Cellular component (GO): nucleolus
Molecular function (GO): zinc ion binding; DNA binding
Source: RefSeq, a predicted model, not a curated record